AUUACUUCAGGUUGCCAGGAUAUAGACGACCUCUUUGGCCUACACGCACUCUCUCUCUCUCUCCAUCCAUCUACUGAAAGAAGAGAGAGUCGCAUCUCUUCUCAGAACACGUGAUUUGCUUCCAUCGUAACCCACUUUCUUCAGAUCCUUCUUCAAAAGUGCUACUAAUACGCAUACAGAAUCAGAGAUGGGGCUUACCUUUACGAAGCUAUUUAGCCGGCUUUUUGCCAAGAAGGAGAUGCGAAUUCUGAUGGUGGGUCUUGAUGCUGCCGGUAAGACCACUAUUUUGUACAAGCUCAAGCUUGGAGAAAUUGUCACCACCAUCCCUACCAUUGGAUUUAAUGUGGAGACAGUGGAAUACAAGAACAUCAGCUUCACUGUUUGGGAUGUUGGUGGUCAAGACAAGAUUCGUCCUCUUUGGAGGCAUUACUUCCAGAACACUCAGGGUCUUAUUUUUGUGGUAGAUAGUAAUGACAGAGAUCGAAUUGUUGAGGCAAGAGAUGAGUUGCAUAGAAUGUUGAAUGAGGAUGAACUAAGAGAUGCUGUCUUGCUCGUCUUUGCCAACAAACAAGAUCUUCCCAAUGCCAUGAAUGCUGCAGAAAUAACAGACAAGCUUGGGCUUCAUUCUCUUCGUCAACGUCACUGGUACAUCCAGAGCACGUGUGCAACAUCUGGAGAGGGCCUGUACGAGGGGCUGGACUGGUUGUCCAACAACAUCGCUAGCAAGGCUUGAAAAUGAAACUAAAAGAAUUUUGGUGGUUGUCUAGACUUUAUGAUGCUAGCGAUUGUGGAAAGCCUAUAUACCCCUUUUUGUUCAGCAACUGUUGUAAUAGCAGAAUGGUUGCUUAGAUCCUACUUAUAUAAUAUGGGUUUGUGCUAAAACUUUAUCUUUUAAAAAAUUAUAAAUGACACUAAUGCUUAUUUUGGAUUGUCAA
Messenger RNA from Manihot esculenta (cassava), 935 nucleotides. Its product is annotated as ADP-ribosylation factor 1. Lineage: Eukaryota; Viridiplantae; Streptophyta; Magnoliopsida; Malpighiales; Euphorbiaceae. The record is from RefSeq and is a predicted model, not a curated record. Gene Ontology annotation, biological process: vesicle-mediated transport; intracellular protein transport. Gene Ontology annotation, molecular function: GTPase activity; GTP binding. Bases 188 to 733 code for a protein of 181 amino acids. Gene Ontology annotation, cellular component: cytoplasm. The transcript is spliced from 7 exons.